This is a messenger RNA of Penicillium mononematosum, 741 nucleotides long. RefSeq lists its product as uncharacterized. Bases 1 to 741 code for a protein of 246 amino acids. NCBI's taxonomy places the organism in Eukaryota, Fungi, Ascomycota, Eurotiomycetes, Eurotiales, Aspergillaceae. The transcript has 2 exons. Gene Ontology annotation, cellular component: cytoplasm. The record is from RefSeq and is a predicted model, not a curated record.
AUGCCGGCUCAUCCUGAUUCCAACCUCUACCCUGAGGCCAGCGGCCCGGCCAAGACGCUGGUCGAUCAGCAUCGCGCUGAACAGCCAUUGAAGUUGUAUGCGGGGUGGUUCUGUCCAGGCCUAGUCCCUACACUCUCAACGCCAGCAGGUCCACACCCACGGCCACUGUAUGAAUCCACUGUGAUUCUAGAGUAUCUGGAAGAAGCAUACCCAGACCAUAAACCCCGCUUCCUGCCAGAGGAUACCUACGAGCGUGCCCGCGCACGCAUCUGGAUUGACUAUGUGACAUCUCGAAUAAUCCCAUCAUUCCACCGUUUCUUGCAGUAUCAGCCUGCAGAUGGCAGUGCCCAGAACACAGAUACGGGGUUGAACCAGGCUCGGCAAGAGUUUUUGAAUCACCUGAAGGCCUGGACUAAGGAGAUGCACACCGAAGGACCCUUCUUCCUUGGUGAGGAUAUUGGUCUACCGGAUCUGGUGCUGGCUCCGUGGGCGGUACGACUGUGGGCGUUUGAUGAGUUUAAAAAUGGUGGAUUGGGAAUUCCGAGCGAGGGAAAAGGGGGUCCGGAAGAGGAGAUUUGGAGCCGGUGGAGGACUUGGCUGGCAGCUAUCGAGAGCAGAAGGAGUAUCAAGGAGACCACUAGUGAUCUUGCCCAUUACCUUCCCAUCUACAAGAGAUAUGCGGAUAAUACAGCUCAAAGUGAGUUAGCUAAGGCGACACGGGCUGGCAGGGGGGUUCCUUGA